Molecule: messenger RNA, 1841 nt
Organism: Centruroides sculpturatus (bark scorpion)
Lineage: Eukaryota; Metazoa; Arthropoda; Arachnida; Scorpiones; Buthidae
Product: E3 ubiquitin-protein ligase Siah1-like
Exons: 2
Coding region: 298-1176 (292 amino acids)
Biological process (GO): proteasome-mediated ubiquitin-dependent protein catabolic process; multicellular organism development
Cellular component (GO): cytoplasm
Molecular function (GO): zinc ion binding; ubiquitin protein ligase activity; ubiquitin conjugating enzyme binding
Source: RefSeq, a predicted model, not a curated record
CUGAUCGAGGGACCAAUCUUUUAAAAGGCUGGUGUGAAGGACACGAGGUUCCUUUUUCGCUCGUGCGCUCUCUCUGAAUCAUUUCCUACUUCCGUCCGACAACAGUGCUCCCCGAAAGCUGUGAUUCUAGAUCCGCCAGACUCGGAUUAACGUCGCAUCGCUUGGUCUAUCUUACACGUGACACCAGAGGUGCAGCGAAGUGCGGAUAACCACGCUCUAAUCGAAGAGAUCAAUCAUUGCUUACCUUUGUGCAUCGUGAACCCCGAGGAGAAUUUGGGAAAUCUUAAAAGAAAAAAGAUGGAAAAACAGCAACCAACCACUUCACAUGGAACACGCAGGACAACUAGAAUGGAUCCUAGUAAUAUACAAUCAGAUUUGGCAUUGGUAGCUUUGUUGAAAUGCCCAAUUUGUCAUGAUUACAUGAGUCCACCUAUACAUCAAUGUACAGAGGGACAUUUGGUAUGUUCCAACUGUUGGAAAUGGGUCCGUCGAUGCCCCACUUGUCGAAGAAUAUUAGGAGAUUAUCAGAAUGCUACCUUAGAAAAGUUAGCAGAGGCCAUCUCACUCCCUUGCCGGUUUGCAGAAAAUGGAUGCCAGGAGAGACAUAUUCUCAAGGACAGGAGGAUACAUGAGAAAAAUUGCAAAUACAAAACUUGCUCAUGUCCCUCACUUGACACCUCAUGUUAUUGGGAGGGAACCUAUCCCCAAAUUCUUCCCCAUGUUGCAGAGAAACACACAACUAUGAUAAAAUUAAACUAUCAUACCAUCAACAUGAUUAUCAUUGGAUUAGAAUUGUCGCAGACUUUAAGAUGGACCACACACCUUACUUGUUAUCACCAUGACUUCAUUGUACAAAUAGUUAAGACAGCAUCAGAUGAUGAUCUUUAUUUCUUAUAUGCCAUUAUCCGGUUCAUUGGAAACGAAAAAGAAGCAGCACACUUUAAAGGACUUAUUGAAAUCUCAGGGAGAGGUAAAACAGUGACUUGGGAGUCAGUUCCUCACAGUAUCAUGGAUGACAUCUCAGCCAUAAUUCAAAAUGGGGAUUGUCUGAUGCUCUCAUCAGAAAUGAUAAACCAUUUUCUAGAGAACCAAAUCCUCUCCUUAACAGCAAAGAUUAACUGUGUGAGACAAGGGGAGACCAAUUCAUCUCCCCAAUCAGAAGACCAGAUGAAAUAAGUGCACACAGAAAAAAAAAAUAAUAGUUAGUUUUCUUUCUAUAAAUUCUCUAAAGCCAGCUCAAAAUUUUACAUUUGCAAAAUGUAAAAUUAGUAGCUCCAACUUUUUUGCUCAUCCUUAUUCUGUUCUCUCUCUGCAGGACAAGAUGGCCAAAGAAUCCCACAUAAAUAGGAGCUACAAGCAAAUGUUUGAAGCACAUAUCUCAACAACAUUGGCAAGAGCAAAAACUGCAAUGAUUGACCAAGAACUGAUUAGAAAUGUAAUAGGGAAGUUCCAAUCUGGAAGGCCCUAUCAAAAACUGGAAAUAAUUGUUUUACCAGUGGGAAUUCUGGUUCCUAAUGAGAUACAAGAAGAAAUUGACCUGAUAAAUGCCACUACAAUAAGUAAGCUGGAGAAUGAUUUAAGAGAGCUCCAAAUGAACAGAAUAAUCCAGAACUUUCAGAGACCCCAAGUGGAACCCCCUAAUCAUAAUAGAAGAGCUAGAGGUCGAGGAAGAGGUUUAACAUCUCUGCCAAACCAAUGAAUUACCAGGUAUGCAAAGGGUAAAACUGGAUAAACCUAUCUUAGUAUGUUCCAUGUCUAAUAGUCAGAAAAAGAAAAAAGAAAGGAGAAAAACCCAAAUUGUCUCAUACAAAAAAAAGUGGAAAAUUUAAAAUUUAUGUCAU